Guillardia theta CCMP2712 is the source of this 1137-nucleotide messenger RNA. RefSeq lists its product as hypothetical. Lineage: Eukaryota; Cryptophyceae; Pyrenomonadales; Geminigeraceae. The transcript is spliced from 11 exons. Bases 1 to 1137 code for a protein of 378 amino acids. The record is from RefSeq and is a predicted model, not a curated record.
AUGGCAGCCAGAGGCGGAGAGAAAGGGAAAGGAGGGUCGGGAGGAGGUGAGCCCAAACCGCAUCAUCUGUUGGCCUCGGAUCCUGCUCAUCAAGGGAAAAGAAUAUUCCAUGUCAAGCUCAACAAAGAGGUUCUCCAGGAGCUUCAAUUUGGAAGCGGAGAAGCAGUGUUUACCUUGGGGAGAGGAGAUCGCAGCAUACUCAAGCUGGGAAAUAACAAAUGGACGCUACAAACCCCCAGUAUAGAGGAAGAGAAGAGGACGUUGGAAUGCGUCCGAACCAGCAACGGGGUUUGUUACAGACUGGGCAUCUCGGACAGGCUUGUUUUGCAGAGAGAACGCGGGCUGAAGGAAUCAGAGAAGGAAGAACUUAAAAGGGCGAAUGCAGAGGAGCAACAGCGCAAGAAACAAGGAGCUGCAAUCAAGCACGAUCCUUGCAGCAGUGCCGGAAAGAAGCGAAAGAUUGUAGAUGAUGUGGGGAAGGCAGAGCAGUCAGGCUCUAGCAGAGCGAGCCCUACAAUCGUAGCAAAAGUCGAUGUUGACAAGGAGGAAGUCCACAAACGGGUCAUGCAUGCUCUUGGUAUUGCUGAUGUUGACCAUGAGGAGCUGAAGCGCCGAUGUUUGAAGAAGGAAGAGGAGAUAGCAGGGAAAGUCACUUUCAAAGAUAUUUGCAGCGAGGUUGCCAACUAUGUCAGCGUGCCGUCUGGCGAGAAGAAAUGGAGGUUGAAACUUGAGUAUCUGAAGAAACUCGACGUGGACGGGUGGUCGGAGUACAGCGAGAACGACCGUCGAUUGAUACGAGCACGGCUCUCGAUCCUUGCACCCACCACGAUUGUUGCGAACUCUGAGGAUGAAGUGAAGGAAUUGAAAUCCAGAUACAAAGACAAGUACGCAAAAUAUGAAGAAACAAACAUCAAGUUGAAUGACUGGCAAAGACAAUUCGAGACUUUGGCCGCUGACCUGUCGAAGGACAAGUCAAAACAGGCGCUUCGUAAAGAGAUCACUGAGAAGUUUAACAACCUCAAGGUGUCAUUGAUGGAAACACACACCAAGUUCUUGUUACUGCAUGAUGAGUUGCUAGCGAUCAAGGAGGCCAUUCGAAAUUUUUCUGCAGGCAAUGGCACCAAGGCUCCUGCAUAG